Hyaloscypha bicolor E is the source of this 294-nucleotide messenger RNA. RefSeq lists its product as uncharacterized. The record is from RefSeq and is a predicted model, not a curated record. The transcript has a single exon. The annotation marks the transcript as partial. Lineage: Eukaryota; Fungi; Ascomycota; Leotiomycetes; Helotiales; Hyaloscyphaceae.
GUUUCUAUAUUCCUCUAUAAACUUGAAUACUGCCAGGGAAUAAUUUUCCUGAUUAUAAACCGGGUAUCUAAAUUUAAUAAAGCAAUUCUUUCCCGGAUCCAUCUUAUACUUAGGUAUAAUGACUUAAUUAAAUAUGCGAGGGGGCAAGUCUGGAGGAACUUCCUUUCCUGGACAACUACUACUUCCGGAGAUACAGACGUUAUAGGCAAGGAACUAGAUGAAUUAGCUAUCUAUAAGUUAAAUGGUCGGCAGGUAGGUUACCUCCGAAUCCCCAGCCUUCGUCUUACUAAUGUU